UUUGCCGCAGUCAGGCGCAGCGGGGGCAUCUGUUGUUGGGGUCCUCUCGUUGGGACAAGAUGGCGGUGACCUGCGGUUGGCGGGUGGCGAGUAUUCUGCAUGAGAAAGUCCGGCCGUCGUGGGUGACGCCGGUGCGGUGGUCACGAUACAAUCGCUAUUACCUGGAGCCUGUGAUCACAAAGGAACGGCAUCGGACUCCAGUCACCGAGCUCGACACGGAGGAGAGGGCAGCCCUGGAACAAAAGGCGGUUCAACCAAUAAAGGCUGCGCCAAGUGACAAAACCAGCAGUGUCUUCAGUAACCCCGUGAUCAACAAAUUCAUCAAUAUGAUGAUGAAGGGAGGUCAGAAAAUGCUGUCGCGGUCAAUCAUGAACCAGACUCUUGAAUUGAUGAAACGGAAGCAGAUUGAGAAUUACCACAAAGCUCCUGACUCUGAAAAGGAUGUAAUUGAAUGUAAUCCACACAAGAUCUUCCAUCAAGCUCUGGAAAAUUGUAAGCCUGUUAUAGGGUUGACCAGUGUACAACGAGGUGGCAAGUCUUACCAGGUUCCGACACCGCUUAAGGACAAUCGCCGUCGUUUUCUGGCCAUGAAAUGGUUAAUUACAGAGUGCCGUGACAAUCGGCACCGACGAACUCACAUGCACGAGAAGUUAUCCCAGGAACUGCUUGCUGCCUUUAAAAAUGAGGGGAAUGUGAUCAAACGGAAACAUGACCUUCACAAAAUGGCAGAGGCUAAUCGAGCCUUUGCCCACUACAGAUGGUGGUGAGAUGUAGUACAGAUGGAGCUCCGAACUUAGCAAUUCGAGCUGGAAAGAAUGGUGCAAUCUCUCCAGCUUGGUGUUUAAAGUGUACACUGUGCAGUUAUCUUGGUGCAAAUACCCCCCCUAUGGACUGACCAUGUCUGCCCCAGAUGGCCUGGGUUGGUUGGGGUUGUAUGGUGACUCUGGCAUCAUGUAUGUGCUGAGGGGAGGGGCGAUUUGUUGUCUAGUGUGGGGAGUGCUCUGUGGCAGACCAUGGGCUGGGGCACUGCCAGGUGCAAAGAGUGACCAGCGUCCCUGGCUGGAGGAUGGACGCUGUGCUCGAGGAAGGAGGUGACAGUGACACUAACAUAUGAGGAGUGACUGACACCAGGCCUACCUCUGAGGCUCUUAAUGACCUGUUUAAUUUUUUUUUAACUCUUUACAAACACAGCAGAGAUAUCCCAGGGAGAUAAUAGUCCACGGGAAGUGAGAAGCUGUAAAGGAAGUUUCAGCUCCCAUUGAAGUGCCCGGGAAAUGUCACCAUUGCACUGGGCAUUUUUCUUCACAUUUGCACCUGCCCACAACGUUUUAAUCUUCGUAAAUGGUUUCUUAAAUCUCCAUGAAUCAGCAAUGCCAAUCCUUCACAGUGCAAAUGUACCUUGAUUCAACUUUUGGGUGCAAGCACUGACCUGUAUUGAAUCCAUUGUUUGGCUGUGCAUUCACUUUCUCUACUAAUGUCACUUUUCUAAUGUGCCAUCUAUUCAGAGGUGUUCAAAAUCAGGAAGGAUUCUAAAUUUAGAUGAAAUAAACAGAUGAUUUUAUUUGUUUUAAUACUAGUGUGGUAAGGAUUUAAGGCAAGAUCCAGUGAUUCUCACAAUGUGUGUUUAGCUUAGGACACACUGCCUCAUACGAUGGUAUGUUUCAAUAAUACAGGAAAAACACAACUGCAUUGUCUCCCACAGUCAUCGCACACUUAAUGGCCUGAAUGACUUUGGUUAAGAAAGCAACCCAGGGACACCUUUAUGGGCAGUUAGGGGUGGGAAUUAUUGGCUUUGUCAGCGAUCUGGCGUAGACUGAAUACAUUUUAAAAACCAUAAUGUGCAGAAGAUGCUCUGGGUCCUGAUGCUGGCGUCUGACCGGAAAUACUGGGUGUUAUUGUACUUGGGAGGCCUCCAGUCAAGGGACAAUCCAAUCCAAUUCAAUGAGAACCCGGACAACUAUUAACUGAGCCAUGGACAGAGAUGAGGAAAUGCAUUUUGGCUGUCCAAGAUUACCAGAGGGAGCAUUCUGACUGCACAUUGCAUAUUUAGUUUGAAAAUGUGAUCAUAAGACAUAGGAGCAGAAUUAGGCUACUCAGCUCAUCAAGUCUGCUCCACCAUUUCAUCACGGCAGCUUUGACACCCUGAUUAACCAAGAACCUAUCACCCUCUGCCUUAAAUAUACUCAGUGACUUGGCCUCCACAGCUGUCCAUGGCAAUGAAUUCCAAACAUUCAACACUCGCUGGCUAAAGAAAUUCCUCCUCAUCUCCACUCUACAUGGACAUCCCUCUUCUGAAUCUGUGCCCCUGGUCCUAGACUCAACCACUACAGGAAACGUUCUCUCCAUGUCUACUCUGUCUCGGCUCAAUAUUUGGUAGAUUUCAAUGAGAUCCCUGGGCAAGUACUGGCCCAGAGCCAUCAAACACUCCUCAUAUGUAUCACGCACAGUUCAGCUGGGUCUCCUAAAAUAGUUUUUUCAAAAAACCACAACAAAUUCAGAGUGAAUCAAAUUAUUAGCACAUAAUAUUUACUUGCGAGGGAAGAUCUAUUUCCAUACAUUAAGUUGGUAGCUUAAUCCUAUAGCUCAAAAAAACCCACUUUUAUAUUUUUACAGAGAUAAGUAAUUAGGUGGCUCCAUCCCAUUACGGCAUUCCUCUGUUAUCUGGAUCCAUGCAUUUGUUCUUUAAUCAGUCCAUUUUUCUUUUAAGGCUUAUCCCCCCCAUGAGAGCUGUGUCUUGUUUUUCUCUGUAGUCAAAACAUUCUUUAUUAUAAAUAUACCCGCUUUCAUAAAAACACACAGACUGCUUGUAAGCCUCCAUCCAAACCAGCAAAGCACUCUGUGAUCACAAAGGUUCCUUUAUGACACAAUACAUUUAACAAAAGUCACAAAUUCAUAAAGACUUUGGGGUUACAGAUAUAUUUCCACAUACGUUAACACUUUCAUUCCCAGAGUCAUUCUCAUGAACAUCCUCUAGACCCCCUCCAAUGCCAGCACAUCUUUUCUUAGAUAAUCAGCCCAAAACUGCUCAUAAUAUGCCAACUGUGGUCUUACCAAUGCGUUUAAAGCAUUAGCAUCACAUCCCAUUCUAGUCCUUUGCAAAUGAAUACUACCAUUGCGUUUGCCAUCCUUACUAAUGACUGACUCAACCUGCAAAUUGACUUUUAGGGCAGGUGUUCCCAACCUUUAUAAUGUCAUGGACCAAUACCAUUAAGCAAUGGGUCCAUGGACUGCAGGUUGGGAUCCCUUGUCCUAAAGUUUAGGGAUCCUGUUCUAGGACUCCCAAAUCCCUUUGUAUCUCCAAUUUCUGAAUGUGCUUCCUGUUUAGGAAAUUAUCUGAGCCUUUAUUCUUUCUACCAAAGUACAAGACCAUACUCUUCCCUGCGCACUAUUCCAUCUGCCAUUUCUUUGCCCAUCUAAUCUGUCCAAGUCUUUCUGCAGACUCCCUGCUUCCUUAACAUUACCUGCCCCUCCACCUAUCUUGGUAUCAUCUGCAAAUUUCCAUUCUUUGCCUUCUGCCAGUCUAUCUUCUGUUAAUGCUAGUAUCUUCCCAACUACUGAAAGCAAGCUAACUGGCUUAUAAAUUCCUUUCUUCUACCUCCCUCCCUUCUUAAAGAGUGGAGUAACACUGGCAAUAUUCCUGUCCUCUGGAACCAUUCUGGAAUCUAGAUAUUCUAUAAAGAUCAUUACUAAUGCUUCCACAAUCCCUUCAGCUACUUCGUUCAGAAGUUUGAUUGCCAAGCACCUUCUCAUUAGUAACAGCAUCUACACUCACUCCUGUCCCCUGACACUUUCUGGCAUACUGCUAGUGUCUUCCACAGUGAAGUCUGAAGCAAAAUGCUUAUUAAGUUUGUCAGUAUUUCUCUAUCCCUUAUUACUAUCUCUGUGGUGUCAUUUUCCAGCAGUCCAAUAUCCACUCUUGCCCUUUUAUAUACUUUUUAUAAUAUCGGGAAAAUCUUUUGGUGUCCUCUUUGAUAUUUUUGGCUAGUUUACCUUCAUAUUUCAUCGUUUCAUGUUUUUUUUUAGUUGCUUUCUGUUGGUUUUUAAAAGCUUCCCAAUUCCCUAACUUCCUACUGAUUUUUGCUAUAUUAUAUGCCCUCUCUUUUGCUUUUAUGCUGCCACCCACAGCUGCCUCAUUGUCCUUUUGGAAUACUACUUCAUCUUUGGGAUGUGUCUAUCCUGCACCUUCCGAAUUGCCCCAGAAGCUCCAGCCGUUGCUAUUCUGCCAUUAUCUUUUUAAAAAGGUUUUAUUUUUUAACCAACAGAGCCACAACACCCCACCCCCGCCUACUUGCCUGUCCUUUUGAUACAGGGUGUAUUCUUGGAUGUUAAGCUCAAAACUAUUCUCUUUUUUCAACCACAUCUCAGUGACGCCCACAACGUCAUACCUGCCAAUUUCUAACUGUGCUACAAGAUCAUCUACCUUAUUCUGUAUACUGUGUCCAUUCAAAUAUAACACCUUCAGUUAUAUUCAUUACCACCGUGUACACUUCACCUCAUCCCACUGUCACGUACCCCAUGACGGGUUAAAGAACCAGCAGAAAUGGAAAAGAUAGAUAUACUUUAUUGAUCCCGAGGGAAAUUGGGUAUCCAAAUCCAAAAACACUUUGGAGUCUGGUAUUGUUAUUCACUAAUACUAUUUAUUAGUAACUACGCAAUACAGUAAUAUAAAUGCAGAUAUAUCAAACAGGUCAGCAAUGAUUUUAUAUAUGGAAAUAUAAAAAACAAGCUUCUUCAAGCCUCAGUAAAUGGAUACAGUCUUCGACCAGCUAAGCAUGGAGCAUUCUCAUUCCUUUGAGGUCAACCACACUGUGUCAUCUGAUCUUUAUCCUUGAAGUUAUCGAGCAUGUUAUUUUAAAUACAAAAUAAUCUGCAGAUACUGGGGUCAAAGCAACACUCACAACACGCUGGAGGAACUCAGCAGGUGGGGCAGCAUCCGUGGAAACGAUCGGUCGACAUUUUGGGCCGGAACCCUUCGUCAGGACUGAAGAGGGAAGGGGCAGAGGCCCUAUAAAGAAGGUGGGGGG
Mobula hypostoma (lesser devil ray) is the source of this 5024-nucleotide messenger RNA. It is a transcript of the gene mrps7, whose product is annotated as mitochondrial ribosomal protein S7. The record is from RefSeq and is a predicted model, not a curated record. NCBI's taxonomy places the organism in Eukaryota, Metazoa, Chordata, Chondrichthyes, Myliobatiformes, Myliobatidae. Gene Ontology annotation, molecular function: mRNA binding; structural constituent of ribosome; rRNA binding. Gene Ontology annotation, biological process: translation; ribosomal small subunit assembly. The coding region runs from base 60 to 767 and encodes 235 amino acids. The transcript is spliced from 5 exons. Gene Ontology annotation, cellular component: mitochondrial small ribosomal subunit; ribosome.